UAUCUUUAUUUCAGAAAAUCUGUUGGUGCUUACGGUAGCGACCAAAGAAACAGAUGGCUUCAAACGUUUCAUGCAGACAGCUCAACAUCUCAACUAUACAGUCAAGGUACUUGGUGCAGCGGAAGAGUGGCGUGGGGGAAACAUACCUCACACAAUUGGUGGAGGACAGAAAGUGCGACUGUUGAAGGAAGAGAUGCAAAAUCACGCUGACCGCGAUGAUCUUGUGGUGCUGUUCACUGACAGUUAUGAUGUUCUCUUUGCGGGUGGACCUGAGGAACUACUGAACAAGUUCCAGCAGUUCAACCACAAGGUGGUAUUCGCUGCUGAAGGGCUGAUCUGGCCAGAUAACAGGCUUGCAGACAAAUAUCCCAAGGUUCGCAGUGGAAAGAGAUUUCUUAAUUCAGGAGGAAUCAUUGGCUAUGCUUCUUCUAUAAAUCGCAUUGUAGAGAAAUGGCAACUUCAAGAUAAUGACGAUGAUCAGCUGUUCUAUACCAAAACUUACGUUGAUGCUUUAAAGCGACUUUCUCUCAACAUAACUUUGGAUCACAAAAGCAAAAUUUUCCAAAAUUUGAAUGGAGCUGUAGAUGAAAUCGACUUGCAGUUCGAGCCAACAAGGGUCAGAGCCAGGAAUAUAAUAUUCGAAACAUUACCCGUCCUCAUCCAUGGCAACAGACAGACUAAACACCUGCUGAACUAUCUUGGUAACUAUGUCCCUGAUGCCUGGACCUCAGAUUUAGGCUGCACAGUUUGUAAUGAAGAUUUGUUGGACCUAUCUACGUUGGAUGAAUACCCCAGCGUGACUGUUGGCAUAUUCAUUGAACAGCCAUCACCUUUUCUUCCGGAGUUUUUGGAAAGACUUCUGACCAUCAAUUAUCCAAGGGAGAAGCUUAAAUUCUUCAUUCACAAUAAAGAGGUUUACCAUGAGAGACACAUACACAAAUUCUGGGAGAAACACAAAGAUGAACUUGACGUGAAAUUUGUGGGUCCUGAGGAGAUCCUGAGUGAAGGAGAUGCCAGGAAUAUGGGAAUAGAUUACUGUCGCCAGGAUCCAGAAUGUGAUUAUUACUUCAAUCUCGAUUCCGAUGUUGUCUUGACAAACCCAGAUACUCUGAAAAUAUUAAUUGAGCAAAACAGGAGGAUAAUCGCACCAAUGGUCACCCAGCAUAAAAAACUGUGGUCCAACUUCUGGGGUGCUCUGAGUCCCGAUGGUUACUAUGCCCGCUCUGAGGAUUAUGUUGAUAUUGUCGAAGGAAAUAGAAUAGGUAUCUGGAACGUUCCCUACAUAGCACACGUGUACCUUAUCAAAGGAACUGCCUUGAGAACAGAGUUAAAAGAGAAAAAUUAUUUUAACCAGGACAUGAUGGACUCUGAUAUGUCACUUUGCAGAAAUAUCAGGGAACAGGGCAUUUUCAUGUAUGUUACGAAUCUGCGUGAAUUUGGACGGCUCCUUUCAACUGAAAAUUAUAAUGCCUCACGUGUGCACGGUGAUCUGUGGGAAAUAUUUUCCAACCCAUUGGAUUGGAGGGAUAAAUACAUUCAUCCAAGCUACACAGAAAUAUUCACGGGGAAUGUGGUUGAAGAGCCAUGCCCAGAUGUCUUCUGGUUCCCAAUAUUUUCGGAGACAACGUGUGAUGAACUCGUGGCGGAAGUGGAAAACUAUGGCGUUUGGUCUGGUGGGAAAAACGAGGAUAAGCGUCUUGUUGGUGGAUAUGAGAAUGUUCCUACUGAUGACAUUCACAUGACCCAGGUUGGACUGGAUCAGGUGUGGCUCCACUUCAUUCGGGAGUAUAUUGCACCAGUGGCACUCAAGCUUUUCUCUGGCUAUCACACCAAGGGCUUUGCCAUGCUGAACUUUGUUGUAAAGUAUACACCAGAGAGACAGGCUUAUCUAAGGCCUCACCAUGAUUCCUCCACGUUCACUAUAAACAUCGCCUUAAAUAAUAAAGGAAUAGACUAUCAGGGUGGAGGUUGCAAAUUCCAUCGAUAUAACUGUGCUGUCGAGUCCCCCAGGAAAGGCUGGAGUUUUAUACAUCCAGGAAGACUAACUCAUCUUCACGAAGGGCUUCCAACUACAAAUGGAACGCGAUACAUUGCUGUGUCUUUUGUUGAUCCAUAGACCUUUAAUGUCCUUGCAUUUGCGUGAACACUCAAAAUAUGAUUAAGAGGCUUGACUUCCUGAACACCCAAUUCCUCAAUCCAUGAUGUAAUGGGAUAGAAAUCUGUCUCGGACGGUGAGGCAGAGUGGCUGAUACUGGAUUAGCUGCUCACUAUGCAGGGGCUGAGUUCUGUUGAGCUAAGUAUCUCAUGUCCUGAGUAAUACAGGCUGCUGAUCCAAUAUUGCUCACUUUCGCUCUUUCACUGGAGAUGAAUUUCUACCCCAAAAUAUUAGAAACAAAUGCUGAACCUGCCUUGCGAUUGAAAAAUUUAUCAUUUUUAAAAAUCACAUUUCUAUUAAACUUAAUUGAUUUAUAGAGUCAUAAGUCUUACAGGCGUACA
Molecule: messenger RNA, 2496 nt
Organism: Chiloscyllium plagiosum (whitespotted bambooshark)
Lineage: Eukaryota; Metazoa; Chordata; Chondrichthyes; Orectolobiformes; Hemiscylliidae
Source: RefSeq, a predicted model, not a curated record